AUUUCUGUUACGACGGACCGGGAGCUCUGCAAAAGGAGAUCACCGAAGACAUGGGUAUAGCGACGGAACAGUUCUCACAACUGUAUGCGUGGUAUUCGUGGCCUAAUGUCAUACUUUGCUUCUUCGGCGGCUUCUUAAUCGAUCGCUUGUUUGGGAUCCGUUUGGGAGCAAUCAUUUUCAGUGUAUUCAUACUUAUAGGACAAGUGGUGUUGGCUUUGGGCGCCUUUUUUAACCACUUCUGGCUCAUGAAUUUUGGCCGAUUUAUCUUCGGAAUCGGUGGCGAAUCCCUGGCCGUCACUCAGAAUACAUACGCCGUCUCGUGGUUUAAGAACAAAGAGAUUAAUAUGGUUUUUGGUCUUCAGCUCAGCUUUGCUCGAGUGGGCAGUACUGUGAACUUCAAUGUGAUCGCACCGGUCUAUUACGCGGUCGCCAAGUAUAUGAUCGGAAGCCGAGGCAACGCCACACUCGGCAUCACUCUCCUGAUGGCGGCCACCACUUGUGUCUUCUCUCUGUUGUGCGCUUUUAUUCUCGCAUUUUAUGACAAGAGAGCCGAAAGAAUACUGAAACGAUCG
Molecule: messenger RNA, 572 nt
Organism: Oppiella nova
Lineage: Eukaryota; Metazoa; Arthropoda; Arachnida; Sarcoptiformes; Oppiidae
Source: the annotation of a GenBank genome assembly